AUGGGACUUUGGCGAAAUAUCUUAAAGGCUGAUACUGGACGUGCUCGACGUCAUCUACAACUAGAGCGUCGCCGGUUACUUCCUGCCUACGAUUCGGAUCCGGUUGCUUCCACUGGACCUGCCAAGGAAGUAACUAAAGUGGCUCUUAGGCUGAAGUACCAGAUUGAACAGGUUAUUCCCUGCGAGGUUGAAGAAAGUAUCAUCACCAGUCCAACCAGUCGCGUCAUUACAGAGAGCGUUGUGCGAACUGCGAAACAAGCCGGUGGUGAAGACCUCCAUGGCUGUGUUGUAUUUUGCUUGCUUGUAUGCCUACGUUGGUUCAAAAUUCAAGCUAUAGAGGAGCUUUGGGAUUCUGAUCUCCACGAAAGUCGGGCCCUCGCAUGUGAGGUUAUAGCCAAGCGCAUAAUUGAAACCGAAGAGGACCAAGAUUUUCUACUAAUCCAUACCCUGCUCAAGCGAUAUUCGAUCUUCACCGACGGAGAGGAGACAGUACCGGCUAACGUCAUUGAACGUGCUGUAGACCUUCAUGCUUUGAGGAUUAUUGGAUCCUCUGGGUAUCAGAAGUGCAUCAAAUACCUCUGGAACGGCUGGUUUUGUCAACAGGAUGGCAACCCAACCAACUUCGUUCCCUACCAUGAAAAGGAUAAUACGAAUUUUGCAAUUCAUUUCCACCCCGAUAGGAUGAAAACUCCUCUGUAUCAGAACACAUGUCAAAUUGCUGUCUCUCUAGUAUACCUUGCACUCUACACUCAAGUCAUUAAUACUGUCAAUCGAGCCGGAGACCUCGAUGUCGGGGAAGGAAUCCUCUAUGUGGUGACUCUUGCAUUCAUAUGUGACGAGUUAAUUAAAGUAUGGAAGAUCGGACGGCAUUACUUUGAUUUCUGGAAUGCCUUCAAUUCCACGCUAUACGCCAUUCUUGCUGUCUCUUUUUUCGUUCGUGUCGCUGCUCUAACGCACUCACCUUCAGCUGAUGAUCAGAAGAGACAAACACUCAACGAAAUAAGCUACAAUUUAUUGGCGUUUGCGGGGCCAAUGUUCUGGAUGCGUAUGAUGCUAUAUCUGGACUCGUUCCGGUUCUUCGGGGCCAUGUUUGUCGUUCUGAGGGUUAUGAUGAAGGAGAGCUUGAUAUUCUUUGCUCUCCUCUUCGUUGUCCUAGCGGGCUUCUUCCAAGGUUUUUACGGGAUGGCUCAGGUCGAGUCCGAUAUCCCAGUUGUAAAAAAUAUCGUGCAGGGCAUGGCAAACAGUAUAAUGCAAAGCCCGGAGUUUGGCACUUUCGAGGAUUUCGCGUACCCGUUCGGCAUUAUCCUUUAUUAUUUAUUCAAUUUUAUCAUCAUGACAGUAUAUGGCAGUCUUCGCGCAGAAAACGAUGUCCUACGUCCGGGCGCCGGACGAGAAUGUCUUCAUCCCUCAAUUGUAGCGUUCAACCUCAUCGAGAUUAUCUUCCUAAUCGCACCCUUCGAAUGGUGGCUCCCACGCAACUACUAUGCAAAGCUAAAUGAUGUUGUCAUGGGUAUCAUCUACUCACCAAUUCUUCUCGUAACAGCGUCCCUUGAAGUUCGCGAAGCCCGUCGGAUAAGAUGGAAUCGUCGUCGUGGAGAAGAAGAUGAUGAUGACGUGCAGGAAUGGGAGCAUGCCGCCGAGGAAGUGGAUUUUGCAAUCGAUGAUAGCUGGAAGCAGACUGUCCAGGACACGACACCCAACAUAGCCAUGGACAGUUGCACUCUGGAGAUCGUUCAGCUGAAAGAACAAAUACGUGAAUUGACGGAGAUGGUAAGGCUACUGACCGAAGAGAAGGCAGCCAAGGGAACGCUGUACGGUGGGUCCAGCUCGACUAUACUUGAACGCGAAUAG
Molecule: messenger RNA, 1851 nt
Organism: Aspergillus caelatus
Lineage: Eukaryota; Fungi; Ascomycota; Eurotiomycetes; Eurotiales; Aspergillaceae
Gene: yvc1
Product: putative potassium ion channel Yvc1
Exons: 5
Coding region: 1-1851 (616 amino acids)
Source: RefSeq, a predicted model, not a curated record